AUAAGUAGUUUAAGUUUGGGUUUUUCUACACAGUUUGCAGUCCUUUCAUAAGUUCCUGUGUUUCAUUAUUACACAAUACUGUAAUUAUUGGCCCGCUGCCAGAAAAGGUCUGCGUAAAAGCACAACAUUUAUCCGCUCUGUGAUCAUUUCUGUAUGGUCUUAAGAAUGGCAAGUCUCUCAGAGUCCUUUUUUUGCCUGCUGGGGUUCUUGCUGAUGUUUUCUGUGCACACUGACUCAAAUCCCCCAAGACCGAUCAUCACUCAUCUGCAGGCUGUUAGUAAAAAGCAAAGGCUUUCAGUCAGCUGGCUGGUACACAGCACUAGUUUGCCGAGUCAAAUUUAUGAGCUCCAGAUCGGCCGCACUGAAAACUUCACCGUUAUUUACAGUACAAACGUGAGCGUGGUGGCUGUGGAUUCAGAUGAAUAUACGUGGACAUGGACUUCUGCUCUGCCUUUAGAGUGCGUGGAUCACUCAGUCAGGAUCCGACAUAUCUAUAAUCAGUCUCUCUCAAGUGCCUGGAGCCAGUGGAUAACCAGACAUGGUACCAAGGCAGAGAAAAAGACAUUGAUGUUUCCAUUCCAGCGCAUACUCAGGGAAGGCGCUAGAGUGCAGGUGUGCUGUGUGCCACCAGCAGGACUCCAUGUCAGCAGCAUGGCCUUUAGCAGCAUUAGAUACCCUCUAAUCAGCAUUGGAGACAGAGUCAAGGCUAUUACUGUGAACAAUCUGACGAUCCCAUCAUCAGAUAUUAAAGCUCGGUUAUUCAGCUGCAGUGUCACAAGAAGCAACCCUACUCACAUCUGGAACUACAUCAGUUUUCCACCCCAGAAGCCCAGAAACCUCAGCUGUGGUACUCCAGACAUGAUGACUGUCACAUGCGUUUGGGAUUCAGGCAGGAAAAGAGACCCAUAUGAUCACAACAAGCAAACGUAUACGCUCCGUGUAGACAACACUGAGCAGCCUCCAGUCAGAUGCCAGCAGUCGUCCUGUAGUUUCGCAGUUGUUCCAGAGUUGGAAGAGUACAGGAUCACCGUGGAGGUGAAGGACCAGCUGGGAGAGGAGAUGGAAAGCUACAGUUUUAGCAUCUCAGACAGAGUGUUUCCUGAUGUAGCGCUGGACGCAGUGACCCCGGGGGUCACCGACACCAUCGUGUCCUGGAUCAUACCAGGGAAUCUGACUCAGCAAGACCUCUUCUGUGAGAUAAUUACUGAACCACCCCGCGCCACCAUGGUGAGAUCAAUGUGUUUAUUUGUACACCAGGAUGGAGUUCAUUUUGAACCUUCUGUCUGUGUGCGUUUGCAGCAGCAAAGAUGCCAAAAUAUGAUCAAUGUGUGUAAAAUCAAAUUAGAGAAUCUGCUUCCCAGUACACACUACUCCACCACGGUGCGCUGUGCCAUAGUGGGCGGGCACUGGGGAGAGUGGACAGAACCUGCACUCUUCACAACCCAUCCUUUGGUGACUUUAGAUUUAUGGCGGAAGAUAAACCAGGUGUCAUACCCCUAUGUUCGCCAAGUUACAUUAAUGUGGACUCCGCAUGUCGCUGGCUCGGCAGUCACUGUAAACAUCCAGGGCUACACAGUUCAGUGGUUGCAGGGCAGCCGGAACUGGACCGAAAGGAAGAAUGGUGGACAGACACAGACAGACAUCUCUAUCGGCCCAGAACGGUAUGACUUUUUUGUCCAGGCUGUUAUCCACGCCGGCUCAUCUGUCCCUGCUCACAUCGUCAUCCCACAGGUGGGCGACACAGAAAAUCUGCCAGUACCAAAGUGGUUGAACACAAGCACAGCUGCUGGUUUUACUCUGUCCUGGGCUGAGCAGGACAAGGCCACCUGUGGUUACACAGUGGAGUGGUGCGCUCUGGGAAAUGCAGUGCCAUGUAUUCUACAAUGGAUGAAGGUUCCACAGGGGAAUAGCGCUUUGCGCCUACCUGCUCAAAACUUCAAAGCAGGAUGCCGGUACACAUUUAACAUCUACACAUGUUCAGAAAAUGUAUACAAACUGCUGGAGAUACAGACUGGCUACUCUCAGGAGCUCAGGACUGUGCCACCCGUGAAAAUGGUCCAACCUGUUCAUAGUACUUCAUCAUCUGUGACACUGCGGUGGAGUUUCAAUGAGCACGAUCCGGCACAUCCGGCAUUUAUCACUGGUUAUCUGGUUACAGUGCAUGAAGUGGCAUCUGAUAAAUUGUUAGAUCACACAGCAACUGUGCUCAGUGUGUUGGUGUCGGACCCUCAGAGGAACUCUGUGGUUGUCGAGGGUUUGCAGGAGAACCAAAAGUACACCAUCUCUCUGAGCGCUCUCACUAAGAAAGGUCCGGGCUCUGCGGUCACUGUCACCAUCACAACCAGAACGAACUACUCUGCUCUCUUGCCUAAAAUUCUGAUUCCCGUCCUGUUGCUACUGAGCUGCACCAUCCUUCUGUGGCAUCAAAGAAGAAUGCUGCAGAGUUUGCUGAAUGGGAUCUUUGCUUAUCCUACUGGUAUGAACAUCAAAAUUCCAGAACUGGACAGCUUCCUGCAUGAGAUGAGUGAGAGGCUGCAGUCUGAGAUGCUGGAUGAGUGUGUCAGCUCUAAUAUAGAAGUCCUCCAUGUCAGACCUACUUUAAACCAAAUGACACCAGCCUGCCCUCCUGCUCCUCAGUGCUCUGCUUCAGCUUGUCUGCCGCUCCACACAGAUUACUGUGCACAGUCAGCACUCUGGGAGAUGAGUGUUAUUAAUAAGAGUUACUUUCAGCCCACUGAGGAGGACGUCUACAGUGCAAACAAGUCGCAUUAAACAAAAUCAUCAGACUUGGAGCCUGUGAGCAUCUGGAUGAAUCGUACUGUGUUAUAAAUGCAUAAUGUCUUAUACUACUUGGCAAGGUGACGUCCGAGGAUAAACCCGGCAUGAAGAAAUGACAGCUGAAGUCUUAAGCACCACAGUGUUUCUGGGAAUGUUGUGUUUGACAUUUUCUUCCAUUAAUGUUAGUGAAAGUCCAAAUUGGAAGUUCUCAAAUGUUACUCACCCCCCCCCCCCCCAAUUCAAUUUAAGUUAAUAAAGUUAAGUUAAUAAAGUCUAUUAAAGAAAAGAAGGUCAUGGUUAGAGUGAUGGCACUGAUGUCACUGUGUCUAAAUUUGAGUUGUGUGGAUUUACCUCCUUA
Thalassophryne amazonica is the source of this 3136-nucleotide messenger RNA. It is a transcript of the gene osmr, whose product is annotated as oncostatin M receptor. The transcript has 16 exons. Gene Ontology annotation, molecular function: protein binding; cytokine receptor activity. The coding region runs from base 154 to 2772 and encodes 872 amino acids. Gene Ontology annotation, biological process: cytokine-mediated signaling pathway. Gene Ontology annotation, cellular component: external side of plasma membrane. The record is from RefSeq and is a predicted model, not a curated record. Lineage: Eukaryota; Metazoa; Chordata; Actinopteri; Batrachoidiformes; Batrachoididae.